Molecule: messenger RNA, 1323 nt
Organism: Xenia sp. Carnegie-2017
Lineage: Eukaryota; Metazoa; Cnidaria; Anthozoa; Malacalcyonacea; Xeniidae
Exons: 11
Coding region: 259-1323 (354 amino acids)
Cellular component (GO): membrane
Source: RefSeq, a predicted model, not a curated record
CCAAAUUAGUUGUUUAAUUUCCGUCCUUCGCAAACAGUGGAUUGCUGUUUGACGAAAAUAAAAAGUUAUCAGUAAUGUUUGCGAAUUGCGAUGAGAGAGAAAAAAAUAGAGGAGAAAGUUAUCAGAAAAGGGAUAGCAGAGCCGGUGGCAACUGGUACUGGGUAUUUUAUGACCGUUGAUUAGUAGGUAGUUGUAAAAAUGAGUAUAUUUUAUAAGUUUUUAUUCGAAAACUCGUCAGCUUCAGUAUAACUAAACUGCAUGGAUUAUUUAGACACUUCCACCAGGCGAUUUGCUCGUCUACUGUUACAAAACCCCGACGAAAUUUUCCAAGAUGUCGUUUGGAGUUGGAAUCACAAAAAAGCGGACUUCGCAAGAAAGGCUCUUCGCUACGAAACGCCUUUUCUGAUAGUGGUUUUCAUUGUUAUCAUCUGUGCACUGAUGGUUCAAAUUUCUGGCUUUUUUGUGCUCUCCCGUAAGAAAACUAAGACAGUAGCUUCACCAAAGAAUGUUGUGGAAAGCGAUGCUAAAGGCAGUUGUAAUCUUUGCCAUAAUCUUAUAUUGGCAAUCUUGGCUGCUGGCCUAGUUGUGACAGAUGUCUUCCUGUUGUUGUGGAACAACAAAAUGUCACGCAAUUUGCCUCGUGCAAGAACAACAUUAAUGAGCUCCAUUCGCGUUCUGCACGACUUUCAAAACGACACGGUUAAGGAGCUAGAUCGGAUUCUCCGCAACGACUUUGACGAAACUGUUAAAGAUCGAUUACAUCAAUUUCGAGUUUCCAGUAACUGUCAAUCUAGAAGUUUCGAGCAGAAGAUAAUAAGUGCUUUUCUUUAUAAAAACUCUCAAUCAACGUUAUCAGAGCUUCGUCGAGCAAAAGAUCAAAUUUUCAAAAUCAAUGAAACAAUGAGCAGACUCCUGCUACUCGUCCGAAACGAUCUCAAAGAAAAACGCUCGGAAACAAACGAGCCGAAAGAUGCAAAGCCACUUUGCUCCAUCGCAGACGAUGUUUGUUUGACGUCUGUAAAUAAAGAAGAAGAAACUCGCCUGCGUCGACACGUGUCAAAGAUCACGGAAACAUUGUCAAAUAUCAAUCGAGUAUUAAAGCAUUUUUCAAUCGUGAUGAUGAUCAUGAAAACACGAAAACAUGCCGAGGAAAGUUUAUGUAAGGAGAGAUCAAGAAAAAUGCAAGAUUUGAAGAAACUAUACGAGGGUGUUGAAUACACGUGGAAAUUCGCUCUUCACACGCUAAGCGCUUACUCAAACCAGGCACGAAACUAUGUCGUUUACUACAGUGGCGCAUCUAGAGGAACUCAAAAUAAAUUAUAG